CCCUCCCUCAGCAGCCGGCACCCCGCUGGUUCUCUCAGGCCACGCUGCGCCCGGCCCCCGGAGGUUCUGGGCUUCACUGCCAGUUCCGCGAGCAUCCGUGGCCUUGGAGCCAGAGAGCAGGGCUCGGAUGCGCUCCGCGAGGCCGCUUGGCCCACGGCCCACUGGCACCGCGCCCGCCCCACGGGUCCCGCCCCGUCGGGGACGCAGGCAGCACCCGCCCACCUGCGCCCCUCUCUCCGGCGCGCCAGUCCUCCUGCGCAGAGUCGAGCGACGCGCGCGUUUCCCCCCUGCCCAGUUGGUGCAGCCAUGGCCAAGACCUCUUCCCCGCGGCCCGCAGUCCUGGCGGUGACUGCGCUGGCUCUGUUCUUGCUGUUGUGUCUGGGCCCAGGUGGCACAAGUGGAAAUAAACUCAAGCUGAUGCUUCAAAAACGGGAAGCACCUGCUCCAACUAAGGCUGAAGUGGCUGUUGACGAGAGCAAAGCCAAAGAAUUCUUAGGCAGCCUGAAGCGCCAGAAACGGCAGCUGUGGGACCGGAGCCGGCCAGAGGUCCAGCAGUGGUACCAGCAGUUCCUCUAUAUGGGCUUCGACGAGGCGAAAUUUGAAGAUGAUGUCACCUAUUGGCUGAACAGAGAUCGGAACGGACACGACUACUAUGAUUACCACCGUCACUAUGAUGAAGACGCCCCCAUUGGUCCCCGGAGCCCCGACAGCUUUCGGCAUGGAGCCAGCGUCAAUUACGACGACUACUGACCAUUAUGACGUGGUGUACGAGAAACCAGGGGCCAUCCUCUGUCUUCUUCAUGAUGCCUGACGCUAGUUGGUUUCUGUUGUGCUUUAUUUCAGUUUUUUUCUGCCCACUUUCUCUGACCAGAAAGGAAGAGUUAAAGAAUAUAAGUGCCUUUAGAUAUUUCAUGCAACAGUACAUUUCAUUUAAAAAUAGCAAUAAAAGCAUUUUGUUAAAAAGAAAAGUCUCAAAAUGGAUUUGGAUGAAAAUUAAGCUGGUGACAGUUUUUAUCCCCUGGAUGUUUCUGCAGUUGAAGUUCCUCCGUUAUCAUCCCAAGUGUAACCCUUCCAAGAAUCAUCACCACCGCCCCCACACACACACCCGGGACUCAGCAAGCAUCCUGCAUUUGUUAAAAUUUAGUCCACUUUAGAUGCAAGAUAUAAAACCAGCAAGAAAGUGUAGUUGAACAUUAUUUAAGGUUACAGAACUAGGCUUUCUGGGUUUCAGGCCCAGAGCUAGAGCUGGACUUGUUUAAUGUUAUCAUUCAAGAAAUGAAGAGUAAGAGAAAAAACCUGAAGUUUGCUUGAUUUCAGAGCCUCGCCUAUAUUAAAAAACUAAACCUUGUUCAAUGAAUUCAAGAAAGAUUUAGGAAUAUAUUUCAUAUCACAUUUAAACCACCAGAGUGAGAGAAAGAGAA
Hipposideros armiger (great roundleaf bat) is the source of this 1421-nucleotide messenger RNA. It is a transcript of the gene ECRG4, whose product is annotated as ECRG4 augurin precursor. Lineage: Eukaryota; Metazoa; Chordata; Mammalia; Chiroptera; Hipposideridae. Gene Ontology annotation, biological process: regulation of cell population proliferation; anaphase-promoting complex-dependent catabolic process; G1 to G0 transition. The transcript is spliced from 4 exons. Bases 307 to 750 code for a protein of 147 amino acids. The record is from RefSeq and is a predicted model, not a curated record.